AUGUCCGUUCCAGAAACAAAAGAGCUGAAGGCUGAGUGGAAGGCAGAUGUCGAGCUGCCAGAGUAUACAUUGAAAGAUGUGGCAGCACACAACACCAAAGGUGAUACCUGGAUGGUCAUCCAUGGACAAGUAUUUGAACUCACAAAAUAUCUGCAAGAUCACCCAGGUGGUGCAGAUGCUCUCAUCGAGGUAGCCGGCACUGAUGCCACAGCAGCCUAUGAGGAUGUUGGCCAUUCUGAAGACGCCCGCGAGAUCAUGCAGCCAUUCCUGGUGGGCACUUUGAAGGAUGCGCAGCAGUACGUCCGGCCCAAGGCAGUGCGUGUUGUCUCCCAAAAAGCACCUGCAGAGGCCAGUCCCUCCUCAUCAUCGGCUAUCAAAACGAUCGCUUGUGCUCUGGGUGGACUGAUCCCUGUCUGCUACAUCUUCACCCAAAACAACAACCUCACAAACAGCCUGGGAGCCAUCUCCCAACUGAUCCCUCACCAACUGAAGAACCUACGACUACCCCAUGGAGGCUUCGUCAACGGGUUUUUAGCCGCUUCUGCUAUCUCCACAGUGGUGGGAGUAAUGGUAGCGCGCCAGGCCAGCAGAUUCACCAAGAUCGACUCUGGAUUCAUGCGCUUCCCACCUCAUAUGAAGUCCAAGAAGGUGGUUCGCGUCGAUCCGCAUCUGACACGCGGGUUCCUCGAACCGCAACAAUAUCAACGCCUGCCACUCGUUGAAAAGACCGAACUUGCAACGAAUGUCUACCGUUUUGUCUUUGCCCUGCCAACCGCCACGGGUGUAUUAGGUCUACCCAUUGGCCAACACGUCGCCAUCAGAGCCGUUGUCGAUGGAACGACCGUCACUCGCUCAUACACCCCUACCUCCAACAACAUCGACCGGGGCCGUAUUGAACUCGUCAUCAAAUGCUAUCCCGACGGUCUAUUGAGCGGGAAAUAUCUGGCCGGCUUGACCGUGGGCGAUGAAGUCGAAUUCCGCGGUCCCAAAGGCUCGAUGCGCUACACAAAGGGUCUUUGUCGCAAGAUCGGUAUGGUGGCCGGCGGCACCGGUAUCACACCCAUGUACCAGCUUAUCCGGGCAAUCUGCGAGAAUGACACCGACACGACAGAAGUCAGUCUGAUCUACGCGAACCGCAGUGAGUCCGACAUUCUCUUGCGCGAGGAGCUUGAACGCUUUGCGCGUCAGUACCCGAAGAACUUCAAGCUGUGGUAUAUGCUGGAUUCUGCGCCCGAGGGCUGGACCUAUGGAUCGGGAUACGUGGACCAGGCUGUUCUGGCAGAGCAGCUCCCUGCGCCAUCGCCAGACACUAAGGUCAUGCUAUGUGGGCCGCCCGGGAUGGUUAAUGCCACUAAGAAGAAUUUGGUUGCGUUAGGGUUUUCCAAGCCAGGGGUGGUCGGGAAAAUGACUGAUCAAAUAUUUUGUUUCUAG
This is a messenger RNA of Penicillium hordei, 1431 nucleotides long. RefSeq names its product putative cytochrome b5 reductase. The coding region runs from base 1 to 1431 and encodes 476 amino acids. The record is from RefSeq and is a predicted model, not a curated record. The transcript has 2 exons. Gene Ontology annotation, molecular function: heme binding; oxidoreductase activity. Gene Ontology annotation, cellular component: endoplasmic reticulum. NCBI's taxonomy places the organism in Eukaryota, Fungi, Ascomycota, Eurotiomycetes, Eurotiales, Aspergillaceae.